Messenger RNA from Neoarthrinium moseri, 573 nucleotides. RefSeq lists its product as uncharacterized. The transcript is spliced from 2 exons. Gene Ontology annotation, molecular function: protein-N-terminal amino-acid acetyltransferase activity. Gene Ontology annotation, cellular component: NatB complex. The record is from RefSeq and is a predicted model, not a curated record. Gene Ontology annotation, biological process: N-terminal peptidyl-methionine acetylation. Bases 1 to 573 code for a protein of 190 amino acids. Lineage: Eukaryota; Fungi; Ascomycota; Sordariomycetes; Amphisphaeriales; Apiosporaceae.
AUGGUGACUUUCCGACGCUUCCGCCCGGAUGAUCUCAACCGGAUCUCCAUGUGUAACAUGGAUCCCUUGACUGAGACCUACGAUUCCUCAUUCUACUUGCAGUACUAUGCAAAAUGGCCAGGCAUGUUCAUCGUUGCGGAGGACGACUCUGGUAACAUCGUAGGCUACGUUAUGGGAAAACUGGAAAGCUCUCCUGCCUAUUUCAAGCAGUCGCCUCACUAUUUGCCCUGGCACGCCCACAUCACUGCUCUUACGGUUGCCCCGGCCUAUCGCCGCUCUGGCAUAGGAGGUGUCUUAACCAAACGCCUGGAGGAGGAGGGCGACGUGGGUGAUGCUUGGUUUAUGGACCUGUUCGUCCGCAAGAGCAACACUCGCGCCAUAAAUUUCUACAAGAAGAGCGGCUACAGCGUCUACCGCGUCGUCAAGAACUAUUACGGCGACGAUGUGAAUGACCCCACUGCUGAUGGCGAGGACGCCUACGACAUGCGCAAAUCGAUGAAGCGCGACACCAAGGGUCAGCACGUCCGAGAGAACGGCGAGAAGCAUGCGGUACAGCCAGAGGACGUCUUCUGA